Vitis riparia (riverbank grape) is the source of this 2326-nucleotide messenger RNA. Its product is annotated as protein KAKU4. Gene Ontology annotation, cellular component: nuclear envelope. NCBI's taxonomy places the organism in Eukaryota, Viridiplantae, Streptophyta, Magnoliopsida, Vitales, Vitaceae. Gene Ontology annotation, biological process: nuclear membrane organization. The record is from RefSeq and is a predicted model, not a curated record. The transcript has 13 exons. The coding region runs from base 78 to 1961 and encodes 627 amino acids.
AAAACCGCAGCCCUCUGUCUCUCUCUUCUCAAACAAUAAUACCUGAAAUUCCACAAUCUAUCUCUCUCCUCAUCGCCAUGUCCACCAUUUUUAGGGCUCGCCGGACCGUCGAACCCCGAUCCGGCGGCAAAGUCGUGAGAGGCCGUAGAGUCGCCGCCGCCAGAACUCCCUACUACCGCCCGACCUUGGAACCUCCGGUUCCGGAAAACCCUAGCUGGCUCGUUUCUACUACUCGGAUGAUUGCCUCCGGCGCUGGAAAGCUUAUCUCGUCCGUAUUCGGUUCCGACUCCUCGUCUUCGUCUUCUUCGUCGUCCUCGGCUUCUUCCGGCGGCGAAUCGAGUGCGGAGGAUAAUGUUGACGAGGACAACAAUGAUAUGGAUACCUCUUCUCAUAGGGCUGACAAAUUGACCAAGACUGAGGCAGCAACAGAAAUUAUUAAGUCCUUCAGGAAGGAGCCUCAACCAUCAACAGGAAAGAGUGAAACAAAGUGUUUAAUCGAGCAGUUACUUAUGCAGGAGACCUUUUCAAGGGAGGAAUGUGAUAGGUUAAUAGAGAUUAUUAGCUCGCGAGCUAUAGGUUGUCCUACUGCAGAAGACGGAUUGUAUGGGAGAUUAAGUGAGCAUCCUAACAGAAUAGUUGACAGUGAUGCACCAAUGCCUGAUCUCAGAACAGCUGUAAUGGAGGCAAAAAAGUGGUUAGAGGAGAAGAAGCUGGCAUCAAGUUUGAAGUCAGGAGUGCAUCAUGAGACAAGCACUUUGAAUUCUGUCAUGCUACCACAUGUUAAUGAAGGUGAAGCGGGUUCACCAGUGGAUAUGGCCAAAUCAUAUAUGCGGACCCGUCCUCCAUGGGCAUCCCCAUCAAUGAGCAAUGAACUCAAAACACCAUCACCAACAGGGAUGCAUCUUUUCAAGGAAGAAACACCAUAUUCACUUGGUCGCAAUUCUUUGUCCUCAUCUAAGCUGAAGAGGGAUGCUUUUGCCUCUGGGUCCUGGAAUAUCCAGGAAGAAAUACGAAGAGUGCGUGCUAAGGCAACAGAAGACAUGCUUGGCAGUUCCCCUUCCAUGAAAAUUGAUUUGUCUGAAUUUGGACAUAAGGCCAGCCAAAAUUCCUUAGUAGCUGAUAGAACAGGAGUGGAUUUGAGAGACAAAAUGCACUACUCAAAUUCUUUAACAGCUCUCAAGUCAAUAAAUGCAUCUUCAAACUUGGCCUCAGGGCCUGCAACAUGUCUUGGUUUGGCAGUUUCUGAUACAACACGAGAUGGGUUUAGAAAUGGAGCUUUAUCAUUGAAUCCGACUAUUUCCGUUUCUGAACAAAAUCAGGAAAAGGAGGGGGAAGUUGAUGCUGCUUCUAACUCUCAUCACCCUGUUACUGUGGAGGUUGCUUCAGACCUACAUAAUGAUUUGCUGAAUUGUGGAGUUGAGCUUCCUGCGCCAGGAAGUGUUGACACUGUAUUGCAAAAUGUUGAUGGUGAUGAUUGCACUAAGGACAGCCAUGGGCUGGACCAGCAGCUCAAUUCUGUGAUAGAUAGCAAUGUGCAAGCUGCAAGAGUAAAUGAUGGAAAUUGUUUGACAUCCAAAGAAGGGGCUGGAUCGGAUGGCAAUUCUACUGCCAAUGGUUUUGCUUCAGGACCCAGUUUACAUGUACCAUCAGAUACAGAACAAAACCCUAGACCACAUGACGACGAACUCAAUCCAAUGAAGGAAAGCCAUGACAAGGCAGCAGAUGGUCAUGGAGGGGAGGUAUCCUGUGAACUAUUGAGUGAAGCUUCUAUGGAGGUCCCCAUCGUAAAUGAAACCGAAGGCUCCCAGAACAGCUUCAGCUUGCACCAUGAGGAGUUAGCAGAUGACCCUAGAAAGCCAAAUUCAAAACGCAGUUUAGCAGGGAAGGGCAACGUGGCUGGAAAGCAACAAGCGAAGAAACUGACCCGAUACAACAGAAAGGGCCGGGGACGGGGUAUGUGAUUCAAUUUGAAAAUCCCGCAUCUUUUUGUACCUUAUGUAAUAUUUAGUGUAAACUAGCCUAGAAAAAUAUUUUCCACGGCUAGGCAUUUGUAAGCCGUAGUGAGAUUGAUUUCAUCAUUGGGCUCGAACAGAAACGACACAAUGAGUUCAAUACAAUGGGGUUUGUUAGAGAGAUAAAAGGCUGAGACUUCCCUCCAACUAGAAAACCGUUGAUGUUUCUAACUCCGUAUGAUUUAUCUUCAUACUUCCUUGUCGAGUGGGUGACACAGGUAAGCUAAAUACACUUAUAUUUGUAAUAAUGGAUGGUAUUUGUUGGUUUGGGUCAAAUUUCAACAUGGUUAUGCUGGUUUUUCGAUUUGGUAUCA